This is a messenger RNA of Nymphalis io (European peacock), 636 nucleotides long. RefSeq names its product cuticle protein 19-like (gene CPR126). Bases 65 to 481 code for a protein of 138 amino acids. NCBI's taxonomy places the organism in Eukaryota, Metazoa, Arthropoda, Insecta, Lepidoptera, Nymphalidae. Gene Ontology annotation, cellular component: extracellular matrix. The transcript is spliced from 4 exons. The record is from RefSeq and is a predicted model, not a curated record.
AUACUGUAGCACAGAAGCAUAUCAGUACUAUUGUUAGUGUCGUUGAAGAGGAAUUAGUGAUAAAAUGCGUGGACUCCAAAUUUGUUUAUUAUUGGCAUUGUGCGCUGUGGUGAAAACAGGGUACAUAGGGUAUGCGAACUAUGGUGGUUACAAAAGUUUUCCAGGAUACAUCGUUCAUGGAUAUAGUGGCUACAGCGGCGGUAAUCACGGCGAAUAUCACGCGUACCCUAAAUAUGCCUUCGAUUAUUCAGUAAAUGAUCCCCACACCGGUGACCACAAAACACAGUGGGAGUCCCGUGAUGGGGAUGUCGUCAAAGGUGCCUACUCUCUUGCCGAGCCUGAUGGCACAACUCGUAUAGUGGAGUAUACAGCUGACAAACACAAUGGUUUCAAUGCGGUUGUCAAGCGAAUUGGCCAUGCUCAUCAUCCACAAAUAUAUGGAAAACACUAUAUUAGACCUGGAUAUUAUGGAUACCAUUAGAUUAAAAUAAUAAUAUAAAAAGUAUACAACAAUGAUCAAUAGAUGACAGCACGUGACCAUUAACUGUGAUAGUGUUGAUAUUAAAAACUCUUUUAUACAUUUAUAUUAAUUAUCUGUGAAAAAUAAUUUAUUUUUGCAAUUAAAGAAGAAAUAAA